Molecule: messenger RNA, 1308 nt
Organism: Camelina sativa (false flax)
Lineage: Eukaryota; Viridiplantae; Streptophyta; Magnoliopsida; Brassicales; Brassicaceae
Source: RefSeq, a predicted model, not a curated record
AUGGAUAUUCAACCACCUCUGGUCGAGCUAGGAACAAAUCAAACUCUGGAAUCAUCGAGCUCACCAGUUGGCGACCAAGUUGCUAUCCCACACUCCACUUCGAGCAGUACGAGCACUAACAAUUGGGGGGCAGGAGACUGUCGGAGCCCGAUUUGGGCUUACCUGGAAAAAGGAGAACUCCCAGCCGACAAAUGGGCAGCCAGGAAGCUUAAAAUUGUCAGCGCACAGUAUUGCAUCUACAGAGGAAUACUCCUACGCCGAAGUGUAGCUGGUCCCUACCUAACAUGUGUUGCUGGUGAAGAGCCCGGGAUGCUAAUGCGAGCUGUUCACGACGGUCCCAAUGGGAAUCACUCCGGAGGGCGGAUUCUGGCCUUCAAAAUCAAAAGGCAAGGCUCUUUCUGGCCUACUAUGGUCACAGACUGCGAAAACUAUUCUCGAACUUGUGAGAAAUGCCAAAAGCAUGCUCAAUCAAUCCAUCAGCCUACCGAGCUCCUGUCGUCGGUGUCCGCACCUUACCCGUUCAUGAGGUGGUCCAUGGAUAUCAUUGAAGCAGCGGCUUACGCGAAAGUAACGAGUGAAGAGGUAGAGCAGUUCGUGCUAAAAAGCAUAAUCUAUUGCUACGGCGUUCUUCACGAAAUCAUCACCGACAAGGGUCCGCAGUUCAUCUCCUCGCAGUUCGAAGGGUUUUGCACGUUGUGGAAGAUUCGACUCAAUAAGUCAACUCCUCGUUACCCGCAAGGUAAUGGACAAGACGAGGCAAUGAAUAAAGUCAUAUUAGCUAACUUGAAGAAACGGCUCGAUUCUCGCAAAGGGCGCUGGCCAGACGAACUGCAGGGCGUUCUUUGGGCAAUCCGAACAACACCCCGCCGGGACACUAAUGAAACACCUUUUUCCUUGGUUUACGGAGUCGACGUCGUAGUCCCAGCUUACAUAGAAGUUCUUGGAGUCCGUACCUUGCUAAACCCACUCCGAGUUGUGGAAAAUGAGGAAUUUUUGCAUGAUACCUUUGAUACGAUCAAUGAGCGCCAAGAUCAGGCCUCAGUUCGGAUCCAAAACUACCAGAGCGCAGUAACCCGUUAUUAUAACUCCAAAAUCCAAAGUAGGCCCUUGUCAGUCGGUGAUCUAGUCCUUCGGAAGGUCUAUGAGAACACCGAAGAGCUCAAUGCAGAGAAGCUGGGAAUCAACUGGGAAGGCCCGUAUAGAAUUACCCGCAAAGUGCGGAAUGGAGUCUAUCAGCUCGAGGGUUCAAAGGGAAAACCAGUUCCGAGGUCCUGGAACUCUUUACACCUUAAACUCUUUUACAGUUAA